CAUCUAUCAAUCAAACCAGGAAGGAACAUUCAUCAUGUCUUGCAGACUUCAAGAAUACCAGGUGGUUGGGCGUAAGCUUCCCUCAGCAAAGGAGACUUCUCCCAAGCUUUACCGUAUGAGAAUUUUUGCUCCCAACACUGUUGUUGCCAAGUCUCGUUUCUGGUACUUCUUGAAGAAGCUCCGCAAGGUCAAGAAGGCUGCCGGUGAAAUUGUCUCCAUCAACCAGAUCUCCGAGAAGCGCCCUGAGCAGAUCAAGAACUUUGGUAUCUGGCUCCGUUAUGACUCUCGCUCUGGCACCCACAAUAUGUACAAAGAGUACCGCGAGAUGUCUCGCUGCGAGGCCGUUGCCACAUGCUAUCAGGAUAUGGCUGCCCGUCACCGUGCUCGCUUUAGAUCAGUUCAGAUCAUCCGCGUUGCUGAUGUUAAGAACGCUGAUGUCCGUCGCCAGUACAUCAAACAGCUUUUGACUCCUAAGCUUGCUUUCCCUCUUCCCCACCGCGUCCAACGCGCCGAAAAGGGCAACCGAUCGCUUUACUUGGCCAAGCGUCCCUCCACUUUCUACUAAGUGUUCUCUUCAGAUAUUGCUCUUUGCUGAAAAUAAUAUCGUUUUGAACUCCUUCAUUUCAUUGCCAUCGACAUUCAUGCACUCAUUAAUUGUGUUACACAAACACCCCAUCCAUUUUAUCACUACGGCGAAGUGAUCUUUAACUCACUCGCAACCUUUUAAAUUUCUUUAUUUAGUAAAUAACAUAUACUG
Messenger RNA from Phycomyces blakesleeanus NRRL 1555(-), 757 nucleotides. RefSeq lists its product as hypothetical. NCBI's taxonomy places the organism in Eukaryota, Fungi, Mucoromycota, Mucoromycetes, Mucorales, Phycomycetaceae. Gene Ontology annotation, biological process: translation. The transcript is spliced from 4 exons. The coding region runs from base 35 to 565 and encodes 176 amino acids. Gene Ontology annotation, cellular component: cytosolic large ribosomal subunit; ribosome. Gene Ontology annotation, molecular function: structural constituent of ribosome. The record is from RefSeq and is a predicted model, not a curated record.